Molecule: messenger RNA, 1048 nt
Organism: Aphis gossypii (cotton aphid)
Lineage: Eukaryota; Metazoa; Arthropoda; Insecta; Hemiptera; Aphididae
Exons: 7
Coding region: 78-770 (230 amino acids)
Cellular component (GO): nucleus
Source: RefSeq, a predicted model, not a curated record
CAAAUCAUAAAUAUUAAAUUCAUAAAAUAUAUACAUUUUAUUUCAAGCAUAGUCCAAAGACAAGUACAAAAUACAUCAUGGAUAAAAAAAGACAGAAGAAAGUUACCGACGAACAGAAAGUGUUACUAGUCUCACUAUUAGAAAACAAUCCCCGAUUAGUUUCAUGCAAAUUUGGUGCUGAUUUUAGUUUUGACGACUCUAUUAAAAAAUGGAAAAGUAUAAUUUCUGAACUUGAGUCAUGUUCAACUGGCCCAAAAGGGAAAAGUGUCGAUGACUGGAAACGAACAUGGUCAGACUUGAAGAGAAACGUUAAAGAAAAGGCUGCAAAAAUAAGAUCUUAUAGAGCUACCGGGGGAGGAGAAGCAUCAAAAGAAAAAUUAUCCGAAUUGGAAGAAAGAAUAGUUGGUAUUAUCGGAGAAAUUAUGAUUGAAGGACACAAAAGAGUACAUGAAUUUGGUUCACCUUGCGUUAAAAAAAAAGUAAUAAACAUAUGCAACCAACAAGCCGAAGUAAUUAAUCCAGUAAUUCAGAUAGAUAGUGAAGUUUUUAUUUUAAAUCUUGAAGAUGGAAUUGAAAAUGAUACACCAAAUAAUUCUCCACAACCGAUGAACGAACAAGAAAACAUUUUAAGAAAAAAAACUAAACAAGGUAAAAAGAAAACUGAAAUUGACUAUCAAAUGUAUAUGGAGCAAAUGUUGCAAAUUGAAAUGAGAAAAGCAGUUGCACUAGACAUUAGUUUUAACAGCAACAAAUAUAUUAGAAACACUUAGGAAAGAUAAAUAGUUUUAUAUAUAUUUUUUUUUCACAUAAUAUGCAUUUAGAUUAGACAUGAUAUUUUCCUAAAUGAAAUGAAGACUUAUUUAAAUUAAUUUACAUUUUUAAAACUGUUAAAAGUAUUACAUUUUUUAUUUCGUUGUUAUAAUUAUAUCAUUUUCUAUUUUUCUUAAAAGUAUUAUAAAGUUUAAUUCAGUUAAAAUAUACUCACUGAUUUGUUUAAAAAAAAAAAUAUACAAUUUAACCAUAUUCCUUAUACAUAUCAGUAUAAAGU